CUUUUUAUAAUCUAUGUUUUUGGCCCGUGUCUGUCAAUGUCAUGUCAAAUUAAGAAAUAAAUCAAUAGAUUGUGAGAGUUGUUUUUCAAGAACAAUGCAAUUUGUGACUAAUAUUGUAGAAAGCUAUUGACUGUCUCAUAAUUAUCUUAAAAAUCGUAAUUGGUGUCCGAACAAGAAAAGUUAAGAAAUAAUAAGAGUGUCCAAGUAUGGGGGCAGUACUAGGUCUUUGUUCUGCAGCUCAGCUGGCAUGCUGCUGUGGAAGUGCAGCGUGUUCCCUGUGUUGCUCAGCAUGUCCGUCAUGUGCCAACUCAACAUCAACUCGUCUCAUGUACACGCUCAUGCUGCUACUUGUCAUGGUAGCUGCUUGCAUUACACUCGCCCCUGGAUUACAAGAUGAGAUGAAAAAGGUACCAUUUUGUAAAAAUUCUACUCACUACAUACCCGGAGACUUUAAGGUUGACUGUGAUAAAGCUGUUGGCUAUUUGGCAGUUUACAGAAUAUGUUUUGCAGCAUGUCUUUUCUUUGUUCUGAUGGCUCUUAUAACAAUUGGUGUAAAGUCCUCUAAAGAUCCACGAGCAGGCGUUCAAAAUGGUUUCUGGGGCAUCAAGUAUCUGCUUGUGAUUGGUGGUAUAAUUGGUGCUUUCUUUAUUCCGGAGGGACAAUUUGCCUUAACUUGGAUGGUGUUUGGCAUGAUUGGAGGAUUUUGCUUCAUUGUUAUUCAACUGAUUUUGAUUAUUGACUUUGCCCACUCUUGGGCAGAACGAUGGGUGUCCAACUAUGAGGAAUCUCAGUCACGCGGCUGGUACGCGGCUCUGCUGCUGGCUAUGCUCACCGCCUACGCACUCGCACUCAUUGGCGUUGUCCUCCUUUAUGUGUACUACACCAAGUCAAGUGGAUGUGAGCUAUCCAAAUUCUUCAUCUCGAUAAACCUGAUCCUGGUGGUGAUCGCGAGUGGCAUUUCAAUCCUGCCGUCAGUGCAAGAGCAUCAGCCUCGCUCUGGACUGCUUCAGUCGGCUGUGGUGUCACUGUAUGUCAUGUACCUGACGUGGUCCGCGCUGUCCAACGCGUCUAAGGAAUGUAACAGCAUCACCGGGGGAUCUAAUGAGUCGUCCUUCGAUAAGCAGUCGAUCAUCGGGCUGGCCAUUUGGGUCUGCAGCGUUUUGUACUCGUCCAUCCGAACUGCCUCUUCCUCGUCCAAGAUUACCAUGUCGGAGCAUAUCCUCGCCAAGGAAGGCGGCGGAGGGCACGGAGGGCUCAUUGCUAACGAAGAGGGCGCUGACGGCGGCGAGGCGGGUCGCGAGGAGACCAAGGUCUUCGACAACGAGGGCGAUGGCGUCGCCUACUCCUGGACCUUCUUCCACAUCGUGUUCGCUCUCGCUACCCUGUACAUCAUGAUGACACUCACGAAUUGGUACAACCCGAGCUCGCAGCUUUCGAAGGAGAACGUCGCCUCAAUGUGGAUUAAAAUCACUUCAUCCUGGCUGUGCGUGGGUCUCUACAUCUGGACCCUGGUAGCACCAGCCCUGUUCCCCGACAGGGAAUUCAACUAAACCUGUUCUUCAAAUUCUGUUUUAUGCUAUAUAGAAAACACGGUUAUGAGAUACAACUUAGUGACAGACGAAUAGCGAAAUCUUAGCAAUAGAGUACCUUUCUCUGGGUUUAGAAUCCUAAAAAAAAAUACGCUUGGAGCGACAAAAUUAUUUCAAAUAAAGUUUAUUGUGAAUCGAUUUGAACAAAAAUAGCAUAAAACAGAUUAAAAUUAAUUUUAUCAUAAGUAAUUUCGUUUCCAUCAUUUAAUAAAUUAUGCCGUACUGUCAAUUGUAUCUAUCUUAUGCUAGUAAACCAGAGCAAUGUUGUUAAAAUAAGCCUGUGAAUCCUUAAAUAUUAAGAUCUCAUAUUAUUAUUAUUUUUUAUUACUUAUUUUCAAUUCAUUAAGUAUGAACUAUCCUUUCUAUCUGUGUAGUGUAUGUUCUGUGCUGUGUAUGUUCAUAGCAUUUUAUAAUUCUUUCACAACAAUACACAUAACUUUUUGUCUCACUAUCUUCAAAUCUUAAUUGUUGUGUUACUUACUGCUUUAAAUGUCUGUACCCACUAAUUAAAAUAUUAUUUUAUCAAUAAAUGUUAUAUACCCCGUA
This is a messenger RNA of Helicoverpa armigera (cotton bollworm), 2135 nucleotides long. It is a transcript of the gene Serinc, whose product is annotated as probable serine incorporator. The coding region runs from base 207 to 1550 and encodes 447 amino acids. Gene Ontology annotation, cellular component: membrane. Lineage: Eukaryota; Metazoa; Arthropoda; Insecta; Lepidoptera; Noctuidae. The transcript is spliced from 11 exons. The record is from RefSeq and is a predicted model, not a curated record.